Danio aesculapii is the source of this 2134-nucleotide messenger RNA. RefSeq names its product NFS1 cysteine desulfurase (gene nfs1). Lineage: Eukaryota; Metazoa; Chordata; Actinopteri; Cypriniformes; Danionidae. The record is from RefSeq and is a predicted model, not a curated record. The coding region runs from base 169 to 1524 and encodes 451 amino acids. The transcript has 13 exons. Gene Ontology annotation, molecular function: cysteine desulfurase activity; pyridoxal phosphate binding. Gene Ontology annotation, biological process: [2Fe-2S] cluster assembly. Gene Ontology annotation, cellular component: nucleus; mitochondrion; cytosol.
GUGUUUUGAGGGCUUAUGACAUACUGCGCACUGGCGAUAGUGGGCAUGUUGUCGUUUCUGAAGUUGCACCCAAAAUAGUUGUUUAUUUAACGGGCUUGUUUGUUAACGAAUAAACGACAUUUUGUAUAGCCGCCACUGUUUAUGUUAAGAACACUCUAGGUAGUAAACAUGAUGAACAGGGCUUUAUCGAGGAAACUUCUGGGCUCCAUGUGUGGGAUCUCCAACAGCCCUCGACUAAACUUCGCUCAAAGCGCUGCCAACACUGUGCAAAAGCAGAAAGAGUUGAUCAAAAGUAGGGAACUGGAGAAGGAUGAGCUGAGACCACUUUAUAUGGACUUUCAAGCCACCACACCAUUGGACCCAAGGGUUUUGGAUGCCAUGCUUCCCUAUCAAGUGAAUUAUUAUGGCAACCCACAUUCCAGGACUCAUGCUUAUGGAUGGGAGAGCGAGAGCGCAAUGGAAAAAGCAAGAAAACAAGUAGCAGGUCUUAUUGGUGCUGACCCAAGGGAGAUUGUGUUCACCAGUGGUGCGACUGAGUCCAACAAUAUGUCAAUCAAAGGUGUUGCUCGAUUUUAUAAGGCUAAGAAAAUGCACAUCAUUACCACCCAAAUCGAACAUAAGUGUGUGCUGGACUCCUGCCGGGUUUUGGAGACUGAGGGUUUUGAUAUAACGUAUUUACCUGUGAAAAGCAAUGGACUGAUUGACCUGAAGCAAUUAGAGGACACAAUCCGCCCUGAUACAAGCUUGGUGUCCAUAAUGACCGUCAACAAUGAGAUUGGUGUUAAACAGCCAGUUAAAGAAAUAGGUCAUCUGUGCAGGUCCAAAAAUGUGUUUUUCCACACUGAUGCUGCUCAGGCUGUCGGAAAGAUUCCUGUUGAUGUCACUGACUGGAAAGUGGAUCUGAUGUCCAUCAGUGCACAUAAGAUCUAUGGGCCCAAAGGAGUUGGGGCUUUGUUUGUGAGGAGGAGACCCAGAGUUCGUUUGGAGCCUUUGCAGAGUGGAGGGGGUCAGGAGAGGGGUCUGCGAUCAGGAACGGUGCCCACACCUCUGGCUGUAGGCCUCGGAGCUGCCUGUGAAAUUGCCCAGCAAGAGUUAGAGUAUGACCACAAGCGUGUGUCUUUGCUUGCAAAUCGCCUCGUGCAGAAGAUCAUGUCAGAGAUUCCUGAUGUUGUGAUGAAUGGAGACCCAGAUCAGAGGUAUCCAGGAUGCAUUAAUUUAUCGUUCGCCUAUGUCGAGGGAGAGAGCCUGUUGAUGGCUUUAAAAGAUGUUGCACUUUCAUCAGGAAGCGCCUGCACGUCUGCUUCACUGGAGCCCUCUUAUGUCCUCAGAGCAAUAGGAGCAGAUGAGGAUUUGGCUCACUCUUCUAUUCGGUUUGGCAUCGGCAGAUUCACCACGGAGGAGGAAGUGGAUUAUACAGCAGAGAAAUGCAUUCAGCAGGUCAAACGGCUCAGGGAGAUGAGUCCGUUGUGGGAAAUGGUCCAGGAGGGCAUUGACCUUAAGAGCAUCAAAUGGACGCAGCACUGAAUCCUCCUGUGGUGGACAAACCCAUCGGUACAGCUGAGACAGGCUGUAAUACUCUAUCUUUAGCCAUUAUUCCCUCAAACACGCACAAUAUGAACUGAACUCGUCUACCUGGAGAAGAUUUGAAAUGCAUUUGACUGAACUGCAGGGGAAAUGUUGAUCUCAUCGAUUCCAUCAUUUCAGUCUCUUGAGGUUUGUGAGUUUCACACCAUUUUCAAGCGCACACAGUUGCUCUUAUAUUACUUCUUACUUCCUACUUCUUUCAUAGUGUGUAUAUACCGCAAAACAUUUUAGGCAUCCAUUAUAUAUUGGCUGUGGUUCCAGUCCAGACCAGCAGAGUUAAUUCCAGAUACAUGGUGUUGCUUUACAGUCAGAUAAGAAGUCAAGGUUUUCUUAAUGUAAAGAACAGCACUGAGCUGAAUGGUUUUGCACUUUAAAAGAUUUGUUUAGCUGCAUAUGUCAAAGGUCACGUCUAAGAUUAUCAUGCUUCUUGUCUAGUAUGGGCUCUUCUUCCACUGCAGAUCACAGCUUCUGUAGUGUCUGUUGUUGUGAUGUUAUUGUUUGCUUUAUUCAAGAAUAUAUUUCAUACCAAUAAAUAUACGAAGCAGUGGAU